Messenger RNA from Manis pentadactyla (Chinese pangolin), 11084 nucleotides. It is a transcript of the gene SEMA5A, whose product is annotated as semaphorin 5A. The record is from RefSeq and is a predicted model, not a curated record. NCBI's taxonomy places the organism in Eukaryota, Metazoa, Chordata, Mammalia, Pholidota, Manidae. The transcript has 22 exons. Gene Ontology annotation, molecular function: semaphorin receptor binding; chemorepellent activity. Gene Ontology annotation, biological process: positive regulation of cell migration; neural crest cell migration; axon extension. Bases 547 to 3768 code for a protein of 1073 amino acids.
GCGGCGGCUGCUCGUGCUGCGCCCGCUCCCGCUCGCUGUCUUCCCGUCGCGGGUGGGCUCCGCAGCCCCUGGCCCGCUGUAGCCCCUGCUCCGCUGCGGCGCCCACCCUCCACCUCCCCUCCGUGGGGAGCCGACCCGUGCAGCCCACCCCAGGGCCUCUCUUCUCCCACCCGCGGCUCCUCUGUGGAGCUGGCUCGGGCUCUCAACUUCGCCUCCUCUUCGGUCUGCUCUGCUGGGCGCGAACCUGUUCACCCCCGGCCCAGCCGCGCGCCCGGGGACGGUGCGCCUGGCGCUCGAGCCGGCGCCCCCAGCCCGGAGCGCAGCGCGUGGCGGGUGGCUCUGGAGAAGUGGCAGGGGGCGGCUGCGGCUGCUGCCUCGACUUACUCAGCUGGGAGCAGAAGAGGACCCUCAGAGGCGCUUGGGGGCCCCAGCCGCUGUAUGACUGGCACGAGCAGCGCGCCUCGCACCUGGCACUUUUCCCACAUGACGGGAAGACGAGCUUCUGGUUAGAGACAGGCACCCCGAGUCAGAGGCCGUCUGCGCACCAUGAAGGGGGCCUGCAUCGUCGCGUGUCUGUUCUCAGGCCUGGGGUGGUGGGCGCUCGGCCAGCCGGAGACAGAUGCGCUGCAGUGCCAGAGAGCCGAGCACCCGGUCAUUUCCCAUAAAGAGAUUGGCCCCUGGUUACGGGAGUUCAGAGCGAAGAAUGCUGUGGAUUUCUCGCAGUUAACAUUUGACCCAGGACAGAAAGAGCUUGUUGUAGGAGCAAGAAACUACCUCUUCAGGUUACAGCUGGAGGAUUUGUCUCUGAUCCAGGCUGUGCAGUGGGAAUGCGAUGAAGCCACCAAGAAGGCCUGUUACAGUAAGGGCAAGUCGAAGGAGGAAUGUCAGAACUACAUCCGUGUGCUGUUGGUGGGUGGUGACCGGCUAUUCACCUGUGGAACCAAUGCUUUCACACCCAUGUGCACCAACCGUACGCUGAGUAACCUGACCGAGAUCCAUGAUCAGAUCAGCGGCAUGGCGCGCUGUCCCUACAGUCCCCAGCACAAUUCCACAGCUCUCCUUACGGCCAGUGGAGAGCUCUAUGCUGCCACAGCCAUGGAUUUCCCGGGUCGCGAUCCUGCCAUUUACCGGAGUCUGGGCCUCUUACCUCCUCUUCGCACAGCACAGUACAACUCCAAAUGGCUCAAUGAACCAAACUUUGUGUCAUCUUACGACAUUGGGAACUUCACCUACUUCUUUUUCCGAGAAAAUGCCGUGGAGCACGACUGUGGGAAAACCGUGUUCUCCAGGGCUGCUCGGGUCUGCAAGAACGACAUCGGAGGGCGGUUUCUGCUGGAGGACACCUGGACCACGUUCAUGAAGGCACGCCUGAACUGCUCCCGCCCGGGCGAGGUCCCUUUCUACUACAAUGAGCUGCAGAGCACUUUCUUCCUGCCAGAGCUGGAUUUGAUCUACGGCAUCUUUACCACCAAUGUGAACAGCAUUGCAGCCUCAGCCGUGUGUGUCUUCAACCUGAGUGCCGUCUCCCAGGCCUUCAACGGGCCCUUCAAGUACCAGGAGAGCUCCCGUGCUGCCUGGCUACCCUACCCCAACCCCAACCCCAACUUCCAGUGCGGCACAGUGGACCAGGGCCUGUAUGCAAACCUGACGGAAAGGAACCUGCAGGACGCUCAGAAGUUCAUUCUGAUGCAUGAGGUGGUACAGCCAGUGACCCCGGUGCCCGCCUUCAUGGAGGACAACAGCCGCUUCUCCCAUGUGGCCGUGGACGUGGUGCAGGGCCGGGACACGCUUGUCCACAUCAUCUAUUUGGCCACAGAUUACGGCACCAUUAAGAAAGUACGGGCGCCCCUGACUCAGACCUCAGGCAGCUGUUUGCUGGAGGAGAUCGAGCUCUUCCCCCAGAGAUGGGGGGAGCCCAUCAGGAGCCUGCAGAUCCUGCACAGCCAGCAUGUCCUGUUCGUGGGCCUGUGGGAGCACGUGGUCAGAAUCCCACUGAAGAGGUGCCAGUUCCACCACACACGCAGCACCUGCGUUGGGGCCCAGGACCCUUACUGCGGCUGGGACGUGGUGAAGAAGAAGUGCACGAGCCUGGAGGAGAGCCUGAGCAUGGCGCAGUGGGAGCAAGACGCCUCCAGCUGCCCUACAAGGAAUCUCACCGUGGACGGGCGCUUUGGUGCGUGGUCUCCGUGGACACCCUGCACGCACACUGAUGGCAACGCUGUGGGGUCCUGCCUCUGUCGUACCCGCUCCUGCGACAGCCCGGCCCCUCAGUGUGGUGGCUGGCAGUGCGAGGGCCCCCACAUGGAGAUCGCCAACUGUUCCAGGAACGGAGGCUGGACCCCCUGGACCUCGUGGUCUCCCUGCAGCACCACCUGCGGGAUCGGCUUCCAGGUGCGGCAGCGGUCCUGCAGCAAUCCCACCCCCAGGCACGGGGGCCGGGUGUGCGUGGGGCAGAACCGCGAGGAACGAUACUGCAACGAGCAUUUGCUGUGCCCCCCACAUGUGUUCUGGACAGGCUGGGGUCCUUGGGAACGGUGCACAGUGCAGUGUGGGGGCGGCAUUCAAGCUCGCCGCCGGACCUGCGAGAAUGGGCCCGACUGCCCCGGCUGUGAUGUGGAGUACCAGCCUUGUAACACCAGCCCGUGCCCCGAGCUGAAGAAGACCACACCCUGGACACCCUGGACACCCGUCAACAUCUCUGACAACGGUGGUCACUACGAGCAGCGAUUUCGGUACACAUGCAAAGCCCGCCUGCCUGACCCGAAUUUGCUGGAAGUGGGAAGACAGAGAAUCGAAAUGCGCUACUGCUCUAGUGACGGGACCAGCGGCUGCUCCACAGACGGCCUUUCUGGGGAUUUCCUGAGAGCUGGGAGGUACUCUGCCCACACCAUCAACGGGGCUUGGUCAGCCUGGACAUCGUGGUCACAGUGUAGCCGCGACUGCAGCAGGGGCAUUCGGAACCGGAAGCGUGUUUGCAACAACCCUGAGCCCAAGUAUGGGGGCCUGCCUUGCCUGGGACCAUCCCUUGAAUACCAGGAAUGCAACAUUUUGCCCUGUCCAGUGGAUGGCAUGUGGUCCUGCUGGUCACCCUGGUCAAAAUGCUCGGCAACAUGCGGUGGUGGGCACUACAUGAGGACCCGCUCCUGCACGAACCCAGCCCCGGCCUAUGGAGGAGACAUCUGCCUUGGGCUGCACACCGAAGAGGCACUCUGCAGCACGCAGCCCUGCCCCGAGAGCUGGUCAGAGUGGUCAGACUGGUCUGAGUGUGACGCGUUUGGAGUCCAGGUCCGCACCCGCCAGUGCAUCCUGCUAUUCCCCGUGGGUAGCCAGUGUUCUGGAAAUGCCACGGAGAGCCGGCCGUGUGUUUUUGAUUCCAAUUUCAUCCCAGAAGUAUCUGUGGCGAGAUCCAGUAGCAUAGAAGAGAAAAGGUGUGGAGAGUUCAACAUGUUCCACAUGAUCGCUGUGGGGUUGAGCAGCUCCAUCCUGGGCUGCCUUCUCACACUGCUCAUCUAUACCUACUGCCAGCGGUACCAGCAACAAUCCCACGAUGCCACCGUCAUCCAUCCCGUCGCUCCCGCCCCUCUCAACACCAGCAUAACUAACCACAUCAACAAACUGGACAAGUAUGACUCGGUGGAGGCCAUCAAGGCAUUUAACAAAAACAACUUGAUCCUAGAGGAAAGAAACAAAUAUUUCAACCCGCAUCUCACUGGGAAGACCUACUCUAAUGCCUAUUUCACAGAUCUCAAUAAUUACGAUGAGUACUAAUAGCUCUUACAAUUUUGGCUUCUUGUAAUGCCCCAAGGCCUGUGCCCCAUGACUGCCCAUGUUUCCGAGACUUCAGAGGUGAAGUUUGGAUACAUUUCAAGUGCAUUUCAAGCCACCAGUGUCCCAUUGCUGCCAAAAGUAGACAUUCUUAAAAGCAACAAAAAUCUAAAUAUGAUGUCAUGAAAAUCUGGUCUACAAUACUUGCUCAUUGUUGAGUGAGCCAUGGUGUGCAGGUUUUGGUUAUUGUGUUCAGUCCAUUUUUCUAACAAGUCAGAUGUUUUCUUGAGCUUUUUAAUAAAUGUACCACCUACCCAGGCAGGAGUCAUUAGAAAUGUGAAUGUUUUCCUGCUCUUGAGCAUAAAUCUUCAUGAUGUUUUAAUUCAAGAAAAGAGACUCUUCAAGAGCCUCCACAAGGAGUGCUUAGGUCCACAAUAUUUGAUAAAAUGAAGAAUAGGAAUGUGGCCCUGCAGCCAUUCACCAUGGAUCUCCCAUCUUCCCAAUCUGGAUACCGUGGAAUUCUUGGAAGCAAUUUGGGGUUUAGACUUGGAAUGAUUCUUGCUGGGGAAGCCCAGGGAUUCAGCGUGUCUUGCGUCUGCAGCAGUAGUGGUAUGAGGUGUGAGACACUCCAGCCACGGGCUUGAUAUACUAACUGUGUUCAUCGCUGGUGGAGGUGAGCUUGAAGAGCAGAGGCACAGACACAGUGAAGGGAGAAGCAUCCUGUGUGUUGUGGCACAGUUAGCCUUAUUCUGACUCUUGGAUUUCAUGGCAUUCCAGGUUACUCCUUACCAUGUGGGUUGACCUGGAAGCCCCCUGUCUGGUCCAUGAUAACGCCCUGAAGAGCCAGUCUGUAAAAUGACCACUUGUUUAGCACUCGGAUAAACUCCACACUUCCUCUCUCCCGUCAGAGGAAAAUCUUGAAUAUUCAUGACACCAGUGAGGGAAAGCAUUGAACAUAAUGGAAUGUAAUUGAAAACAACAUUGUUGUUUUUUUUUUUUUUUACUUUUCCAUUUUAUGGAAAGGACUGAGAGAACAGACCUUUAAUGGAAAGCAACUUUUAAUUUUCUAUCUCCUGAUAGAACUAAUAUAUGGCAGUCAGCCCCUCUGCAGAGCAUUAGUGACGUGUAAGGCUGGUGUCUGCAGCCCGCUGCUGUACAUACUGGUGCUUCUGAGCACCACGCUGUCGUGGCGCCUCCAGGUCAGGUGAGGAGAUGUUUGGUCCUGGUGCCUUUUGUUUUUCCCUCAGUGCUGCCUCUCCAUCCACCCCCUCCCACCUCUCACUCCAACAGCAUUUUAAGAUGUACCUUGAGUAAGCAGGGGGUCUGGAAGUAACAUUUUAAUGAUCCCUGAGCAUUGAUCAUUGUUAAGCAUUUCAGAGUGUUAUAAUACUCUUCAUAUAGGUACUAUUCAUAAGAAGAAAAAGAAAGAAACAGGAUAAAUUACUCACAAACAACUGAUACAUAACAUAAGGCAGUUGGUGGAAAAACUGCUGAAAGUAAGAACGAGAUUGAAACCGUUCACCUGAUGCCUUGGCAUUGUGUUGGAGGCCUGGGUGAACAUUAAGACAUGUCCUUAUUGACAAAUGAACCUUCAGAUCUGGGAAAAUACAUGGUACAGGCACUGAGGAAACACAGAUUUAUUAACAUGUGUUUCUAUCCUAUCUAAUUGAAAGAAACAAUUUCAGAAAGUGGUGGGAAAAAUCUUACUAAUCAAUGUUUGGUAAUGAACAUUGAUGUCUUCAGAAUAUUCUCAUAUACCCUAAUUUGCAGAAGCUACCUUACUAAAAUUAAAUUUUAAAUGGCAGGUGGUCUCUGGGAGGCCUGAUAGAUUGCAAAUGAAUGGUUUUCCAGAUUUUUCCAGUGGGGAGUUCCUCUUAGGUCCCCUGUGUUCCCUAAAUGCUGUGAGGUUUUUCUGUCUGUACACACAGACUUUUAAGUCCAUAUUCAGGAGGUGAAGUUUAGCCAGAUAGUUUCCUAAUAAUUCUUGGGUUGGAUUUUUAUUGAAUGCUUUGACUUGUCUCAUCACUUUGCUUGUAAGAAAAAAUGUCCUCAAUGUGUAGCAACUACUAGCUGUUUCUUGACUCCCUCUCCUCAAUAUUUUUCUAAGCUCAAAAGGUCAUUUUAUUUCCCCUAGAAAAGAGAAUACUAAUAUUUCCAGAAAGCAUCAGUGGACCUGAUGGAAAAUGCUUUCUUAAUGCAUCCUAGCUGGUCUUCCAUCCAUCUCAUGCAGUGGCUGGGGACAGCGCCCUCCCUUCGCAACAGAAUUUUCACAUGGUUGAUUACAUGAGGGCUUUGAGAUUGUCACUGCAAAGAAAUCCCUCAUUUUUGUUCCCUGGCCCUCUGUUCAAAGGAAAACUAUUCUGACUUCUCUGUAUCUCUCUUCUUUCUCUCUCUCUCUCCCUCUCAUUUGACAGAAUUUAAGUUGAUUUUGAAUAAUUUUAACUAUAGUCUCAAUAUUUUAACCAGCUGUGGAGUAACUUUUGUUUUCCUGUCCCUGGAGUGUCUGCCACUGAGUCUGUCCUUGGCCUCCUGCUGCAUGCAGGCCCACCCGUGAUGCUGUCGUAGGGCCGCCUGCCCAGGUGUCCUUCGUAAGCUGCCCUCCCUUUCGCUGCGGUGAUGGCGGUUCUGUGUGGGGCGCAGUUUAAGUUUCUGAGUAGUAACUUCUUCAUUCUCUUUUUUUGUUUUCCUUGCUUUCUUCCUUUUUUUGGGGGUACAAGCAGCACAAAUAGAGACUAAAUUUUUAAGCGGCACUCCUCUGAAUCUAAUGUCAAAUGGCAUUGAUCACAAUUUAGUUUCUAGGGUUAUUUCUGGACCCUGUUGAUGUUUGGCUGGUUUUCAUGAGGAAACUGGCAUUAGUCUCACAUUUAAAUGCUUACAAAGCGAUUCCGGGUUGCUCAGGGUCCUUCCUCUAGACUAGACUGGUCACCCUCCGAUGUCAGCCCUGCAGUCACCGGCACUUUACAGGAAUGAGAGGAACUGAGGGUCCCGGCUACACAGCAUGUGGCCCUCCCAGAGAGCUCUGGGGGGGUGGGGGGCUUUGGUGGAACCGAGGCUUUGUCACCCUGAGGGAUGGGCCUGGUGUGCCCUGGGCUGCGGGAUCAGACACUGCUUCUCGGAGACCCACAGCCACCAGCUGAUUUUUCGCCGUCACCCAGCUCGCAUUGGGUGCUUUCGGUGCCUCUGACCCUGAACACUGAUGUGAGGAUCCCAGUGCCCCGCUCCUCAGGGGCAGUUCCCUGAGCUGGUGCCUCAGAUUCUGAGCAGGACUGGCUUUGGGGCUGGGAUGGCCUUGCGUGGGGAGGGGUGGCAGGACUCCAGGGGAACCGUGGAGGGGCAGGAGGGCGACCCUGCAUGGGGAAGCCUCUGUCCCCAGGGAGGGGCUGUCCCUGUGUCUGGGGUGAACCAGGGGUGUGCACCCACUGACUCACUGAGAAACGAAGAGAAAAGAAGCAGAGGAGGGGAAGGGUGGGAGAAGUAGUGACCCUGAGAACAUGGGGACCUGGUGGCUCCGGAGCUGAGUGCUACCGGCAGUCCGGCAGUUGCAUGAUCCACACAGGCCUCAGAUCCGUGCACACUCUCCCAGGAUCAGCCGUCCAGAGUGCAGGCAAAUGUGUCCUUAUUUCCUAUUAAUCUGCAAACGGCUGACGUUCCAGGAACCAAAGUUUCAGUGCGCAGUGUAUGCACUGGAAAAGGUGGAGGGGAGUGGGCCAGGUCACCUUUAGAGCUGCGGACAAGUCCCAACACAGGAGUGCAUGUCCCCCAGGGACACAAAGAUCAAAGGAAAUCUUACUUUGAAAAUAUGUCAAGACUGCACCCAGCUAACCAUUUUGUGUGAACACUUCUUAAGGCACCCUAAAGGCGCAGUUGACAGUGUUUGAAUUCACAGAUAUCCUCACCCUUCUUUAUCACAUCCUCCCUGCAUUCAGAAUAAAUCGUGAACAUUUCCCAGCACCAUCAAACCACCAUCAGCGCUGACUGUGCCCCAAGGCCAUCAACUUCCUUUAGUCCUGGGUGUCUUUCACACUCCAGGGGGCUUGUGUGUGGCAUUUGUAAAGUAUCUCCAUUGCUUGUAUCUGAAUCCAGCAUUUCUAUCUCAAAAGAUGGCCCCAAGGCACCUAUGCAGAGGCACCGGCUACCAGGGGUCCAUCAGAUGAACUGAGUCUGUCCUAGAGAAGCCAUGUCCAUGUGGCCGGGCUGUGCCCGAGUCCCACAGGCCCCACAGCCAGUGGCUGUGAAGAUGGGGAGUUAGAAUGAUAACUUUCAAUCAACUCUCUGAUAAUUCCCUUUAAGGAGAUGCAAGCUGGAGCUCACUAUUCUCGUUGGCAUGCCCAACACAUUCACAGCUUCCAAUGUCUGCACUAUUUCGUGGUAAUUUAUGCUGACUAGGUGAUUUAUGUUGACAUCGCCAAAUUUGAUUACUUGUGACUGUCUAUUAUCAGACACUAGAAAGCCAUCUGAACCCUUGCUUCUCUAGCCAGUGUGAAAUGGGAGGACACAGAGUAACAUUCAGUUUGACCUGAGAAAUGCCCAAAAAGGAAUGCCAAGUACUGCACAGUGAUUACCGUGUAAGAUAAGUAUUUGGAGAUCAGGAACAAUUAUGGAAUUUAUUUCUGCUGUUCUCCUUGUUGAGGUCUUUAAUAAUAAUGGAUUUAUAGAUGCUUGGUACCUGUACAAACAGUGAACCCCAAGGCAUUCAUAUUAUCUGUUCUGAUAACUUCAUAAACACAGGAAAAUAUGUUAAUUAUUGCUGCUUUUCUCUUUUGGAAAUUGAAAAGUAAUGAACAAGACAUAACUUUGGACUGCUGGCAGUAUUUCCAAAAUGAUGCUAACAUACUAACUGUUUUAAUGGAUUUCUGCAUUAUAUACAUAAUUUUUGGAGCAGAUCAAAGUUGUUUUCAGUGGUCAUAUGUCGCAUCAAAAAAAAUUUAACGCAUGUUAAGAUGCACCCAGAACAGAGACCUGUUGUCUCUUGAAAAUAUAGUUUAUACUGCAAAGAGAGCAUUGUCAAAACCAAAUUCAGAUCCUGACACAAAGUGUACAGUUCUUAGUGAAAGCUGUCUUGUAUAGUAUUUGCAAAAGAUCAUAUUAGUUUUUCCAUAGAAUGAAUAACCUUACUACUCAUAACCAGAGUUACUAUCAAUUUGCAUUCCAGCAAGCAUCUUUUUCUAUGUUGACAUGAUGACAGUAACUAGUCAAGGACAUUUUAAAACCUGAAAGGAAAAACAAAAGAGGAAAACCCUCUAUGUCAUUUCUUAAACUAACAUGUUGAACAGGAAAAUAACUCAUUCUAUCUUUCCAUAUUUAGUCAGAAAUCUGAGGCCAGUAGUUUGAACAUGAUCCUAUUCUUUUUCAGUUUUUUGGCAACUUAAUGCCAAAUGGUCCAAAUAUUAGAUGAAUGGCAAUUCAACAUCAUUCAAAUGUUAGAUAAAUACAAGCUAGGAGCAAAAUGCAGAUUCUGGAAAAGCCAAACCAUCCUUCCAUCAUGUCGCCAAGGGCAGCAUUGUUAGCCGCCGCCUGCCCAUGCAGCUAGUUUAGUUUCCUAUAAGAAGUUGCCAGUGCCUUGUUUAACAUGGUGAUUUAUCAUUUCACCGGGAUAGUAUUGGUUCCAAUUCAAAGCAGAGGACUGAUUGGCUGUACUUUGAAGAACACAUUCUCAUAUGCCUCUUUGAACUCAGGAAUAGAGACCAAGAAGCAUGUCACAGAUGUGACUUUUACCCGCCCUGGGCUGGGUGUGUGUCAUAGGUAGAUGCAGUGGUGUGUCCAGAGUUUAGGUUAACCCAGCCUCAGCCUUCCAGAGAGUGACAUUAAUUUUGCAUCUUCCAAAAAAUAUCUUAGUGUUUGUUUUGUGGUAGGAACAUCCAUGUGGUGCCUAUAAAAGUAGAGGUUUCUGGUAGUGUCCCUCUUCAGCCAAGUCCAUAGAUGGAAAAAUCAGGCUGGGGACACUGGCACAGAUAUGGUGGCUGGAAUGAGGACCACCUAAAAUAAUGCCUGCUUUUAUUUUUUUUUCAGUCAGUGUCAAAAUUCCUCAUAAGUUAACAAGGUUGUCACUCUUAAUUUUGGUUAAGAAAGUUAAGGGUGAUGUGUCUACUAAAGCUGACCACUUUUCCCUUGUACCACGACUUGGCCAAAAUCAAACUUCAGCUUUUGCUCUUUGAAAGAAAGCACAGUGUGAACCUUCGACCCAGGCACCUACAUUUACCACCCAAACUCUAUGUCAUCUGCAAAGAAAAUGCACAGACUUGGUCCCGUGUAGGAUUCCUCAAAACUGUGUAACAAAACUAGUGUGUUACAAUAUGUGACAUGACUUGGGAAGGUGUUAUGAAAUGUUUAAUGCCUCAUUCUGUGUUAAUAUUGCCACUUCUGUUCUGUGAUACAAAAUAAUCUUAUUUGGGCUUUCUUUUUUUUUUUCAUUGAGACUUCUCCAAAGCCAACUUUAGCCCUUAGUAAACUUGCAAAAAGUUACCUUAAAAUUAAUUUUUAAAAGACAAAAUAUAUAUUAAUCAAAAUGGAGCUUUUAAAGAAUGAGAUGGCAUUGCCUCUCCCUUCGUUUGAAAGAGAAAAUGGAGUUUUGGUGGCCCUGUUGGGCUGUUUGUGGAUUGACAAAUCUUUCUUCGCUGGGCCGUUGGGUGCCUGCACUUUUUUUUCAAUCCUUACAUUCAGUUCUCUAGGUUUCAUUCAAAGCCUUGUUAGAAAGGUGCAAUACAUAUUUCCAGGGUCUCACUCUUACCUUUUCUUCUCACUGAUUCAUCAGUCUUUAAUGCUCACUUGACAACUGUCCAGGUUUAUAUCAGAAGGUUGUUUAAAGACACCCACCAGGUACACUGCUUCCAAACAUCGGUUUAAGACACCAACUGUGGCAGCCUCGGCAGGGAGCUCACUGCCUGCCACACUGGAUUGCAUGUGGAAGUGAGAGAAAGGGCAGGAGGGGAGUUACGCAGCAGAUCAGUGGAACCCAAACCUGGUCCAGCCCCCAACCCUGAAUAAAAUAAACAUGUAAGAUAAAAUUUCACAGAAGUGAAAAUGUCGUCUUACUCCCUGCUCUUGGCAAAUCACCGACGUCUCUCCCACACCUAGGCAUUGUUUCUAAACAGUGAAUUCAUGGAGUGACCCUGAGCACGCUCACGGUGCGGAGAUUUCCCUUUCAUAGCCACCGCUCUUCACCAUCUCUCUCUACCAACAAUUUGGGGAACAAAAUAAGAGAACCCUAACUAUGUACAGUAUAAAUUGUAUUAUAUUUUUUGUACUUACGUUUUAUGUAAAUAGUUUGUCUCAUCCAAUUGUAUGUGAGCAUUGAAAUAAAUCCUACCAUUUAGGAAACA